GGACUACAUGAGAGAGCGAGCGACACAGAGAGAGAGAGAGAGAGACAGAGAGACUUGCGCACUUGAACUGGAGCUGUGUGGGAAAAUAGCGCACAGGGGCAUAUGCGAGCGGCUCGAGCUUAACCUGAGACCUGGGCUCUCACCACUCGGGUCCAGCUGUGGAUGUCCAACAUAUUUUGUGUCUGGGUUUCGUUCAAACUUUUAUAAAGGGAAACAGCCCUGAAUCUUUAUCACAGUUAACUUAGAGUAAAAGGUUCAUUGAAAGUGCUCCAUUCAACAUGGAAUUACCGGUUCUGGUUUUGGUGGCGGUGAUCCUGUCUUUCGGUACCAGCACUAAACUGAAUGUGCCGCGUCUUCGCCUGUCAUACAAAGAUCUGUUGGCCACAAACCGUACCUCCAUUUUCAGUGGUUUCCAUGGGGAUCUGCACUUGUCGGCUGUGUUUUUGGAUGAAUAUCAUGACAGGCUUUUCCUGGGAGGGAAGGAUGUUCUCUACUCACUGAGACUGGAUCACACACAUGAUGCUAAAGAGAUCCAUUGGCCUUCGUUGCCUGGGAACCGUGAAGACUGUAUUCUCAAAGGGAAAGAUCCUGAAACGGAGUGUGCAAACUUUGUACGUUUACUGCAGCCAUUUAACCGCACUCAUCUGCUGGCCUGUGGAACUGGAGCUUUCCAACCCGUGUGUGCGUAUGUGAACGUCGGACACCGUGGAGAGCAUGUGUUCAGUUUGGACCAUACCAUGGUGCAGAAUGGGAGAGGGAAAUGUCCUCAUGACCCCAAACUACCCUUUGCAAGCACCUUCACAGGUGGAGAGCUGUACACGGGUCUGACUGCUGAUUUUUUGGGGAGAGACUCUGUGAUUUUGAGAGGUUUAGGGACUCGCUCGCCCAUGAGAACAGAGACAGAUCAGAGAAUUCUACACGAACCCAGGUUUGUUGCGGCCCACCUCAUUCCUGACAGUGCAGACAGAGAUGACGAUAAAAUUUAUUUUUUCUUCACUGAAAGAGCAACAGAGACCGCAGAGCGAGAUGAUGAAGGAGCCAUACACACACGCAUUGGACGAUUGUGUGCGAAUGAUGUGGGUGGGCAGAGGGUUUUGGUGAAUAAGUGGAGCACAUUUAUUAAAGCCCGACUGGUGUGUUCUGUUCCUGGACCUCACGGCAUCCAAACACACUUUCACCAGCUGGAGGAUGUGUUUCUGUUAAGGACCAAAGAUGAAACCAAUCCAGAGAUCUAUGCAAUAUUCAGCACAAUCAGUAAUGUGUUUCAGGGUUAUGCAGUGUGUGUCUAUAGUAUGGCUGAUAUCCGUGAGGCAUUUAAUGGGCCAUUUGCUCAUAAAGAAGGACCAGACUAUCAGUGGGGACCUUAUGAAGGACGAGUCCCUUAUCCACGACCAGGAGUUUGUCCCAGUAAAAUCACGGCCCAGCCUGGCCGUGCCUUCCGUAGCACACUGGAGUUUCCAGAUGCCGUUUUGCAAUUUGCACGAACGCACCCACUAAUGUGGCGCCCCAUUUACCCCUCACAACGGCAACCACUGCUGCUCCGCACCGGCGCCCCCUACAGGCUCACACACAUCACUGUUGAUCGCACACAGGCUGAGGACGGAUACUAUGAUGUCAUGUUCAUCGGCACUGAUAUUGGGACAGUGCUAAAGGUUAUCGUACUAGAAAAUGGUAACUCUCUCACCAGCGAGGAAAUCACACUGGAGGAAAUGCAGGUGUUCAAGGUACCCACUCCCAUAACCUCCAUGGACAUAUCUGUGAAGAGGCAAACUUUGUUCGUGGGUUCACAGACGGGUGUUGUCCAGGUGCCUCUGCACCGCUGCAGUAUGUACGGUAAAGCCUGUGCCGAGUGCUGCCUGGCUCGAGAUCCAUACUGCGCCUGGGACGGACACACCUGCACACGCUACCUGCCAAACACAAAACGGCGUUACCGGAGACAGGACAUCAAACAUGCAAACCCAGCACUGCAGUGCAUGGACCAAAACCUCAGCGUGGAGGAUCUGGAUCUGACUGAAGAACGGGUCGUUUAUGGCACUGAGAACAAUAGCACCUUCCUAGAGUGCAUCCCUCGAUCGCCACAGGCUACUGUCACAUGGCACAUUCAGAGAGAUGACUACUUAGAAGAGGUGGUAUUAGAUGAACGUAUCAUUAAGACAGAUGAUGGUUUGUUGUUCCGGCGUGUGCUCCGUCAGGACGAAGGCGUCUACGUGUGUCGAUCUCGGGAACACGGAUUUGCGCAAACCCUCUCACGCUUCUGGUUGGACGUCUUACAUGCCGACGCCCUUUCAGACCUCCUGUCACGUGACAGCAAAUAUAAAAUGUGGUCACCGUGCCCCGCCAGCACAGCCCCUGCCAACCGUGGCCCAGCAAGGGCGUGGUUCAAAGACGUCUUGCAGCUGAUUGGUCCUUCAAAUUUGCCACAGGUGGAGCAGUACUGUGAACGUGUUUGGUGUAAUGAGAAGUUGAGACGCAAACACAAAAGCAUGAUGGACAAAUAUCGGCAAGCGCAGGACUCCGCACGGAAAGCACGAAUCCAAAAGAGCACGGGAGAAUCCAGAAUCCGUUCUCCACGGGACCUCCACACACUAGAGUAAAAUACAGAUCCACGUGAAGCAAAUGGACUUCCAAUGGAAAAGUGGACUGGAUUUUUAGAUGCCCUUAUACACACAUAAACAUACUUACCUUUGGUGAUGUAAAAUAAUGUAGGUUUUGUGUCUAACAGUCUAAGCUCUCUCCAUGUUAAUUAGGACAUUCUUGAGCGUCCUCUCCAAAUAUUCCUGUGACCGUGACAGCCGGCCCUCAUCACUUCACACUAGACCGUGGCUAAUGUUAUACGUCUCACUUAAGAACUUAGCAGCUGCAAAACCUUUUUACUGGAACAAAUGAGGUUAGACAGGAUGAAACUAGUAGACUGGAGCGCUGCCACUGCUAUAACAGGUGCAAAAAAGCAUUCAUUCAUUUAAGAUUCGUUUGGCUGUGAUAUAACUGUGCAUAAUGCUUAGAGACUUUUCCUCAACUGAGAGCUAUGGCAGCGCUCAACAAAACUCAGCUUGCCAGUACGUUAAGCUGUAAAGAAAUAAAAGUUUGGACUAAUCACACUAUUUUUUGGUAACUAAAUCAUAGGUUGACGACCGUUGAGACUUCAACAGAACUGAUUUUGUUCUUGAAACACCACAUCACGAUCAUGAGCUUCAGAGCUUUGUACGGGGUUAGUUUUCUUUUCAUUCUUUGCAAUUUUGGUAACACUUUAUAAUAAGGUCUAAUUCUUUAGUUAAUGCAAUAGCUUGUAUGAAAUAUCAGUGAACAAUGAUUUUACAGCAUUUAUCAAUCCUGGUGUGUGUUUUUUGUAAUAUAUACUGACUUUUUUGACAUUGUACGAAUUAACAUUAAUUUAUUAUGAUUGAACAUGAAUUAAUAGUAUAUUAAUAAAUUAACAUUAACCUAGAUUAUAAAUGCUGUAAAUACUGUUGGUUGUUAGUUCAUGAUACUUAAUGCAUAAAUGUUACUCAGCUCUCUGGAACACUCGACUCUGAUUGGUCACUCACAGCAUUCAGUGGUCUGAUAUUUCUUAAUAUCUGUUGUUGUACAUGGCAAUGCUGUAACUGAAACUGGGAUUAUGAAUGACAACGCAGACUCUCUCUUUCUUGUUUCACAAGUUGUGUCCCAAAUGACUAUACACUGUGUACUUAUGUUAUGUAUUAAUCUUUCGUCAAGUGAAUGAAUUUUAGAAAGUUAUUUUGUCAUACAGCAUCUGUCAUCUGAACCCUAACCUACCCCUACUCUACUUUAAACCUGCGACUGUUGAGUGCAAGAAGUGUUCGACAUUUCAAACUUUGUUUUUUCGGUUAAUCACCAUCUGGGUGUUUGAAGUGAACUUUUUCUUUAUGGUAUUUUCAGUAUGAACACACUACUCAAGGUGUGUCCCAAUUCAGAGCUCUAAUUACGUAUGUAUUGGAGGCUCCAAUGCUGGAUGAGAAAACCAUAUAAAAUUCAUACACAAGACGGUUCUGUACCUAGUAUAAGUGCAUAGUGUAUACUACACAUUUUGGGACACAACUAUAGAAACACGACUUGUGUCAUCUUGCGUGUCAGUUAUCGAUUGUAGUGAAAAUGACCUCGGAGAACUUUAGUAUUAAUUACUGCAAGACUGUUGCCAUGUUUAUCUUUUUUAUGCCAGUUGUUUUGUACAGUACGUUGUAGUGGACUUUUUUAGUUUUAGCCAUGGCUUAAAGGGAUGGUUUACACAAAAAUGAAAAUUCUGUCAUUAAUUACUCACCCUCAUGUCGUUCCACACCCGUAAGACCUUCGUUCAUCUUCGGAAUGCAAAUUAAGAUAUUUUUGAUGAAAUCCGAGAACUCUCUGACUCCUCCAUAGACGGCAAUUUAACCACCAAUUUCAAAGUCCAGAAAGGUACUAAAGACAUCGUUAAAAUAGUAGAUGUGAUUGCAGUGAGCAGCACGACUUAUGCUUGUGAUGCUGACACAGGAGCCGGCCAAUAAUCAGAGGCGGAGUUCUGACAUAGAACCUGGAAGCACUGGACGUAAACAACGUAUGAGAAUGCCACAGAAGAGAAGAUAUUGUUGAAUAAAAUUUUUAUUUUUGUUUCAUUUUUGCGCACAAAAAAUAUUUUCGUCACUUCAUAAAACCACUGUAGUCACAUGGAAGAUAAACGAAGGUUGUGGAACGACAUGAGGGUGAGUAAUUAAUAACAGAAAUUUUAUUUUUGGGUGAACUAACCCUUUAAAGAUGCUAUUCUGUUAAGACUCUAAAAUAAUUUAAACUCAAUAUAUCUUGUGCAUAUAUUUAUUAGGUGAUUAACCAUGUAUUUCAAUGAUCACCUGACUGUUCAUUUCUCAUGAAUUGAACCUUAUUAUAAAGUAUUACAAUGUUUUAAUCAUAUAUAAUGUAACUGAUGCAAAACUAGACAGCUGAUCCAAUGUUUUACCAUUCAUUGAUGCAAAAGCUGUUCAGCAGCUAAAGUAACCUUGAUGCGAACAUCUGUGUCCUUUCUCGCUAUUCGAAUUUACUAGUUUACUUGUCUCUUUGUACAUUUACAUGAAAAACUCCUGCAUCACUUGAACCAUUUAUUUAUUUAUAGUUAGAAAAAGGUCUGGGGGAAAAAAUAAUGCUUUCUCUGAAAACAUUGCUAUUUAUACAAAUAUUUCCUAGAGACUGUUUGGUUUGCAAACUUUCUCCAAUGUCAUUUCAGAACUUUAGGGAAAUAUCAUCAAACCGCUGGAACAAAUCAAGUGAAAGAAAAAGCUUACUUAAUAUAAUUUUUGUCAGUGCCCUGACAGGACUGACUGCAUGGACUAGUUGCACUGAAACUGCUUUUUGUGAAUGGGUACAGUAGCACUGCUCUGAUUUGAACUGCUCUGAUCCUUCAUUUGUCAUCAGCUUUCUACUGUAAAUACAACAUUAAAACAAUAAUCUGAAAGGAGUGCUGUACUUUUAAUAACAUAAACAGCACAAUUUCUCCUUUUCACUGUUUUUAAACAUCAAUUGUACUGAUUGUAGCUCAUUUUCUCUGUAGAUAAAAUACAGCACAAAUGCAGUGUUUUAACCAGUGUGUCUGAUAUAUUUAUGUAUUAUUUAAAAGUGACUCUUGCAUGCAGAAAACUCCGACCUCUGUUUGGUUCAGUGAUUCAUAAAUAAAAACAUUUCACAGAGA
This is a messenger RNA of Ctenopharyngodon idella (grass carp), 5671 nucleotides long. RefSeq names its product sema domain, immunoglobulin domain (Ig), short basic domain, secreted, (semaphorin) 3bl (gene sema3g). Lineage: Eukaryota; Metazoa; Chordata; Actinopteri; Cypriniformes; Xenocyprididae. The record is from RefSeq and is a predicted model, not a curated record. Gene Ontology annotation, biological process: axon guidance; negative regulation of axon extension involved in axon guidance; negative chemotaxis. Gene Ontology annotation, molecular function: chemorepellent activity; semaphorin receptor binding. The coding region runs from base 279 to 2594 and encodes 771 amino acids. The transcript has 15 exons.